UGCAUUUGCGUCAUUAUAUAAACAGCCAACUAUACUCACGAAAAAUAUAUCAAACAAAACCCAAACAAUUGAUUCAAACAAUAUAAUAAACCGUUCCUUUCUUUUUAUAAGACAAAGACAAUGGCGACCUCAAGCAUCAAAACCAUUCCUAUAAUGGCGAUUCCAAACUUCAACGUGUGCCACAAGCUUGAGCUCCUCAAAGAAGAUGGCAAAAGCCUAGACCCAAAACGUCAAGGAGACAGAGAAGAAGAAGAGCUAAGCUACGAGUUCCGAGAGAUGCUGGAGUCACUUCCUAAGGAGAGAGGUUGGAGAACUCGUUACCUUUACUUAUUCCAAGGGUUUUGGUGCCAAUCCAAGGAGAUUCAAGCUAUCAUGUCCUUCCAAAAACAUUUCAAGUCACUCCAAAACGAUGUAAUCAUUGCAAGCAUACCAAAAUCCGGUACAACAUGGUUAAAAGCUUUAACUUAUACACUCCUUAACCGACACCGGUUUAAUCCGGUUUCCUCAACCACCGACCACCCUCUCCUAACAUCCAACCCUCAUGACCUAGUACCUUUCUUGGAGUACAAGCUUUACGCGAACGGAGAUGUUCCUGAUCUCUCCGGCCUAGCCAGUCCAAGAACAUUCGCAACACACGUCCCUUUCGGUUCUCUGGAGGGUUCCAUAGAGAAACCUGGCGUGAAGGUCGUGUACUUAUGCCGGAACCCGUUCGACACAUUCAUCUCCUCGUGGCAUUACACCAACAGCAUAAAGUCAGAGUCAGUGAGUCCUGUCUCGUUAGAAGAAGGGUUCGAUCUGUACUGCCGAGGAGUGAUAGGUUUUGGUCCGUUCUGGGAACACAUGUUGGGGUACUGGAAAGAGAGCUUGAAGAUACCAGAUAAAGUCUUGUUCUUACGUUACGAAGAUCUUAAAGAAGACAUAGAGUUUAACUUGAGGAAGCUUGCAAGUUUCUUGGGCGUUCCUUUCACGGAAGAAGAGGAAGGAAAUGGUGUUGUGAAGGCAAUCACGGAGCUUUGUAGCUUUGAGAGUUUAAAGAAGUUGGAGGUGAACAAGGCAGGUAAAUCGAUCAAGAACUUUGAGAAUAGACACUUGUUUAGGAAAGGAGAAGUGAGUGAUUGGGUAAACUAUUUGUCGCCUCCACAAGCUGAGAGAUUGUCAGCCUUAGUGGAUGACAAGUUAGGUGGAACAGGUCUCACUUUCAGGUAUUGCUGAACAAGGCCAUGCACGUCUUCACGUUUCUAAGGUGCCCCUUUGACUCAAAGCCAGUAUUAAAAGACAACAAAAGUUAAAGACACGGUUUAUUAAGCAAUGCAUCAACGUGAACAAUUGUUAGUUUGUCGGUUUUUAUUUCAAUAAGUAUCAUUAUGCUUGCCAUUAUAUGUGUGUUUAAAAGUUUGUUUUUACCUUAAUGUUUUACUUUGGGUGUUCCUUAAUGUAUUUAUACAUAUGCAUGUUCUCUAGACAUUAUGUAUUUCCCGUCAUGUGUGCAUAGUCAUAACAAGCCAAGAAACACCAAUGAUUUAGAUUUUUGUGGGUUAAUUGUGUUUUUUUAUGGUAAACUGUUAAUUAUGAAUUUGGACUUUAGAGUUUAUCUUCUUCUUUUUUCUUAUCCGAAACUAUUAUACACUAAUAAUUUUUUUUUAUAUAUCUUAUCAACUGAUAUUGUCGAUAAUUCACUUACUAUUUUCAUACCACACUGGUUAAU
Molecule: messenger RNA, 1705 nt
Organism: Eruca vesicaria subsp. sativa (arugula)
Lineage: Eukaryota; Viridiplantae; Streptophyta; Magnoliopsida; Brassicales; Brassicaceae
Source: the annotation of a GenBank genome assembly